AUGCACGAGGGCCUGUACAUCGGCAAGAUAAACACGUACGCGCACCAGGUGUCAGGGCAGGUCUACGCCAUCGACGAGUACACCAUCCUCAUCAAGAACUUCUUCUACGAUGGCCUGGGCCAAGACACGUUCUUCUGGGCGGGUUCGAGUGUGCGUCCGAGCAACGUGGGCUUCAUCGUGCCGGACGAGGAGGGAAAGACCAACAAGCUGCAGCCGUACACAGACAAGGACAUCUACCUGCACCUGCCAGACCGGAGGAAGAUCACGAGCGUCCGGUGGCUGGCCAUCUGGAACCUCAGGGAGCACUCGAACUAUGGAGACAUCUACUUCCCCGAGGGUUUCGAGCCCCCGUCUCCCCGGCGGAUCUCGGAGCUGUCUCGACGAGGAGCGGGUGUUCGGUCCGGCACCGUCGUCAUCGUAGAUUCCAAGACCAUCCAGAUCCCGGAAUUUUACUUCAACGGGGAGAACACGGAUACGUACUUCUGGGUCGGACUCGGGCCACAGCCAAACAGCGCUGGACAGAAGAUUCCAAACGAAAAGGGAUAUCUGGAGCCCCUGCAGAGGUACGAAGAGAAGACCAUCGACCUGACGCUCCCGGGCAAGAUGACGGUGUUCGACAUCGACUGGCUGAGCGUCUGGAACGCGGCCAAGGAGGAGAACUACGGCUCCGUCAUCAUCCCGCACGGCCAGGACAUCCCGCCCUCGCAGCUGGGCUCUGUGGAGCACGAGUCAAGGCUCCCCAACUGCGAACAGCUCCAUGCAAAUCUUCAAAUCCGCUGGGAAAUUCAAGGCAGGAGCAUCUCCUUCGAGUUGAUCGGUCAGAUUGAUGAAAAGGAAUACAUCGCUCUGGGCAUCAGCGGCUCUUCCACCUCGUCGCAGAUGGUGGGUGCCGAUGCCGUCGUUUGCUUAAUCGACGGCCACUACGCCAACGCCGUUGACUACAACAUCUCCGACACGUUUCCGUGCACAAACGUCUUGGGCCGCUACCGAGGGGUUUGUCCGGACCUCAAAGUGGAGGGCAAGGAGAGCUACCAGAUACUCACCUUCGCCCGCAAGGAAGGACUCACCAGCUUUAUCUUCAGGAGAACGCUGCUGAACCCUGACGACGACGGUGACCAGGCCUUUAACGCUGACGGCGACACAUAUCUCGUUUGGGCAAUCGGGAGAUACAACGAAUUCAAGGAGCCAACGUUUCACCAUACAUACCCGAAAGGAACGGUGAAGAUCAACUUCGGCCGCAAGGACGCCGCAGACAACUGCUUCGGGUUCAGCACUGGUCAGAAGAAAGAACGUCCCAGUCCCUGGGGGCCCUUCCGCAUUAAAGACAAAUCCGUGGACAACUUCAUCGCCAGGAUAGGACCCUCUGGAGGUUGGAAAGGCUACGCGGGCAUCACAGGCUACCCGACCCCCGGAGAGUGCUGGUACAUCAACGGCAUCCUGGUACCCGAACUGCACGUCCAGCGGGGCCGGACGUACACGUUUCGUGUGGAAGGCGGCAACAACCCGCACAAUGCCCGCUACUACCAUCCCUUGUACAUCACGGACAGUCCCAUCGGGGGCUACGCUCGGCUAACCGACGAAGAGAAGAAGAGUGUCAAGAUUUAUGCCGGCGUCCAGUUCGACCGAAGAGGAAGACCUCAACCCAGUGCCGCUGGCCGGCUGUGCGCCUGGAAGUACAACACCUCGGAGCCUCGCCAGGCGGACGAGUUCAUCAGCUUCCCCAAGUUCCGCAACUCCCUGCGGCUGCAGUGCGACGACGGGCAGCCGGCCAUCCUCUCCUGGAUGCCCAACGAGAGCACGCCGGACGUCGUCUACUACCAGAGCUACACGACGCCCAACCUGGGCUGGAAGAUCGUCGUCGUCGACGAGAUCGUCACCGGAAACUCCAGAGCCAUUCCCGCGAUCACGGCCACCUCGAUGCUGUUGGCGCUCUGCCUCACGCUGCUCUGUUUACUCCGGGAGAACUAGCUACAACUGUGCUCCGUGCCUUCGGCUCUUCGAGUGAAUGGCAGCUGACUUUGUGCCGACACUAGAACUAUGUAGUUAUUAACAAAAGCGGGCUCCUCCUGACUCAAGUCUGCCUCAUGGGACUGA
Molecule: messenger RNA, 2094 nt
Organism: Ixodes scapularis (black-legged tick)
Lineage: Eukaryota; Metazoa; Arthropoda; Arachnida; Ixodida; Ixodidae
Gene: knk
Product: protein Skeletor, isoforms B/C
Exons: 14
Coding region: 1-1968 (655 amino acids)
Source: RefSeq, a predicted model, not a curated record